Penicillium antarcticum is the source of this 2178-nucleotide messenger RNA. RefSeq lists its product as uncharacterized. The record is from RefSeq and is a predicted model, not a curated record. The transcript is spliced from 2 exons. Bases 1 to 2178 code for a protein of 725 amino acids. NCBI's taxonomy places the organism in Eukaryota, Fungi, Ascomycota, Eurotiomycetes, Eurotiales, Aspergillaceae.
AUGACUACCGUUCCUCAAGGCCCUGUCGAGGCGCGCUCACUAUCUUCCGUCACCGCGAUCGCAUCGAAUCCCCCCGCCUAUCCACGCAAUCCCACUCACGAGAAACACGACCCACUGUCGCUCUACAUUGUGCGCGUACCAGGGAGCAAGGAUAUAUUCCUCUCGCCUCUCAAACCACCAACGAAAUCCAGCGUCUCAGCUGAGGCUAUAAACGCCUCGCUCUACUACCUCCAUGUCGCAACACCCGAUGACGACACCCUCCUACAGGAAGUGGAACAAGAGCGCGAAGAGGAAGCCCAGUUCCGUAGAGAACGCCUCGAAGCAGCAGGCGACGACCCGGCGCAGCGCGAAUUCGCUCGACUGAACAAUGUUCGCCGCAAGCCUGUAGGCGGAGGGGGAACAGGCCCAUCCGAUUCCAUCCAUGAACUCCCAGCACUGCCACAGGAACCCGCUGCGCCAGCUUUGCCCCCACGGCCGAUCUUCGUCCCGCAAAUCUCGGCGGAGAAUGUUUCGUUCGCUGGGACUCCCAUUGCUCUUGCACAGCCAGGUUUUGGUGGGCCUGAGGGGCAUCCGGCAGACUCUGGUGUCAAAAGCGGUGUCCAGCGACGACCGUUACCUCCUCUCCCGCCGGGUGAAGAGUCGUGGACAGAUUCCCCGGCGGGUGAGGACCCGUAUAAACGGUCGAGUAGAUGGAGCGCGUUUGCGGGUCACCUACAAAACAAGGGAUUGGAGCAGUGGAAAGAAAGAUAUGGGGCGUUGUCGGCUGGCCGUCAUAGUCUUGACUCUCCUAGGCCGCAAUUGAGGCCUCGUUCAUCGCAUGACCGCACCGGAUCAGGAUCUCCGAAUAGGAGCCCUGGGCAAUCACCUUCAAGGUCGAAGAACGCUUGGAGACCGCCGUCUAGCAAUGCGGGCUUCCAUAUUACGCUUAUUCGGCGAGAUCCCACGUCUGGCACGCAAUGGAAUGUUGCGACUAUCUCGACUCCACGAAUGGACCGCAAUUCCGUUGAUAUUGAGAUUUCUACACCGGGAUACAACCGAUUCGCAGGUUCCAAUGAACCACUUUCAUUGUCCAGCCUGGCUGGGAAUCUACCUCCAGGUCUAGGUCGUCUAUCUAAUUCUGCGAUUCCCCAAGCCCUAAGCACUGAACAACCAAGAGACCAACAGCAAACCGGGCCCCGCAAAUUCCAGCGUCAGCUUUGCGUUUCAAAGCCUUUUGACGAUUCGGCUCCCCCGGAUUGCAGCAACGGUCACAUCCCAGAAAGCCAAUCAAAGCUGAAAAGCGGCUACUAUGUCUUCACCUCGCCCUGGAACGGCACUUGCACCUUCUCAAGCAGCGUCAACGGCCGCAGUCUAAAAUGCAAACACAUGAUCCCCCAUCCCCCCGGCGCAGUCCAACCAAACGGCGAAGCCGAAGCACCACCGGCAGUGACAGUGGCCGAGCUGCGCUUCAACACCCCAUUCCAAGCAGCCAACCUACACUCGCACGCCCACCACGCCAACCACAAACCACACCCAAACCAUGUCUCGCCCUUCUCGCAAAGCCAACAGAGUCCAUCUUUCCCCCGCUACGAUACCAACGACGUACAAACCCCAGCUUCAAGCAUGGGCCCAGACGGACUCCCCCAGCCCAACUACCAAAACCCCGAUUCCACCAACACCCCCAAACGCCCCUCCUCCUUCUCAAACCUCCUAAACCCAAACAGCUACUCCCGUCCGCGCGCCCACUCAGGCCCAGGCUCAACACCCUCCUUCCAAUCCUCCCAGUACAAUUCUCCCUCCAACAUCAACACAAACACAAACACCCCAACAGACCUCAAACAACCCUUCAACCCAGGCGCCCUCCUCCGCCGCACAUCCCUCCGUGCCCAACGCUUUGCCCGCCAAAGCCACUUCUACGCAAACCCACACGGCCACCCACCCCACUCCGGUCCAGGCUCCAAUUACCAAGCUCAAUCCCGACACAAUCGCAGUACGAGCGCGAGUUCUGGGCAGGAGUUGGAUUACGAUUCUGAUGAGGAUCGUUUGGAUCUUUCGCUUGCGAGGGAGAAUGCUGGUGGUGGUUUGCGUGGGAAAAGUGCUAAGCUUGGGAAGUUGGUUAUUGAGGAUGAGGGGAUUAAGAUGCUUGAUCUUGUCGUUGCUGCUUGUAUGGCUGUCUGGUGGAGAGGGUAUUAUUAUUAG